Messenger RNA from Oncorhynchus nerka (sockeye salmon), 5056 nucleotides. RefSeq names its product B-cell receptor CD22-like. The record is from RefSeq and is a predicted model, not a curated record. The transcript is spliced from 11 exons. Gene Ontology annotation, cellular component: membrane. NCBI's taxonomy places the organism in Eukaryota, Metazoa, Chordata, Actinopteri, Salmoniformes, Salmonidae. Gene Ontology annotation, biological process: cell-cell adhesion. Bases 303 to 2876 code for a protein of 857 amino acids.
AUAAAUAAAUAAAAAAAUUAUCCAGGUUUCUCAUAACUGGAAUACAAGCUUUUUGGGUUAUAGUAAAUGGGAUAUGAAGUUUAUAUGCGUCAAAUCAAAAACAGAAUACUUGAGUAUCCCAAAUAAUAAUGGAAUAUUGGUGUGCAUGGAAACGUAGUCAGUAUGAGCCUGGUUCAUUUUCAGUAAUGAGGCCCUGUACCCCAUUUACAGUUUAUACUUCAAUGUAUCAGGUGGAGUUAUUCAGCAGCUAUAGAGUGAGUUGUUGUUUAUGUUUCUAAGACUGCAGGGUGGGAGAUGCAACAAUGGCCUUGAGAACAGCAGGAAGUGUGUUGGUGGUCUUUCUCUGGUCUGUAGCAGUGGUACUCGGGCAGUAUGGAGGGAGUGUGACCUACACCAAGAAUAGUAUCUGUGCCUUGAAGGGGUCAACUGUGGAGCUGUCCUGCUCUUACACAUAUCCCAGAGGUCAUAGAGUCACAACAAUUGGAUGGUCUUAUUGGAAUAGUGGUGCGGGUCGAUUUGUUGAAAUCCAAUCUAAUAAUGAGGGUCGUGUGGAGUACCGUCAGACAACAGAGAAGGACUCUACCCUGAGAAUCACAGACCUGAGACAGAGUGACAAAGAUACAUAUUACUUCAGAUAUAAAACAGACAAGUCCGAUUGGAAAACUGCCCAACGUGGAGUCACUCUCUCUGUCACUGAACUGCAGGUGGAGGUGACAGGACAAUGGAAUGUGAAAACACUGACCUGUAGAACCAGCUGCAGCCUGCCUGGUAACCCCACCUACGUCUGGUACAAGAACAGACAAUAUCUAGAUGAGAGAACUUCCUCUAUAUACUCUAACUAUGUCUACAGUAAGGAUGCAGGCAGCUACUCCUGUGCUGUAAAAGGCCAUGAGGAUCUCCACUCUCCUGCAGUCUGUGUUCAUAAUUCAAACUGCUGGAGUGUGACUUACACCAAGAGGAGAAUCUGUGUCUUGAAGGGCUCCACAGUGGACAUAUCCUGCUCUUACACUCAUCCCACUAGUUAUAUAGAACAAGGUUCAUUCUGGUUUACACAGAAACACCCUGUAGAUGUCAGGUCAUAUCCAGAGUCUGCAGGUCGUGUGCAGUACAAUAGGAACACAGAGAACCACCACACCAUGACAAUAACACACCUGACAGAGAAGGACUCGGCUGAAUACAUAUUCAGAUUAAUAACAACAGAUGAGGGGAGAUUUUCUGGUCUUCCUGGUGUGAUGUUGACUGUCACAGAUAUCCUGUUGGAGAUGGAUCCUACGUCUGUGUCAGAGGGGGAGAGAGUCACACUGAGAUGUAGAACCAAAUGUACAGUCGGUCUCAACCCCACAUACAUCUGGUACAAGAACAGACAACGUCUGACCAACACAAUCACCAGUUAUAACAGUCUGAUCCUAGAACCAAUCAGCAGUGAGGAUGCAGGGAACUACUCCUGUGCUGUAGAAGGCUUUGAGAGAAUCCUCUCUACAGAAGAGACUCUCACUGUCAGAUAUGGUCCAAGGAACACCUCAGUGUCAGUCAGUCCCUCUGGUGAAAUAGUGGAGGGCAGUUCAGUGACUCUGACCUGCAGCAGUGAUGCCAACCCACCUGUGGACAAAUACACCUGGUACAAGAAGAAUGGAGGUCACUAUCAGAGUAUCUCCAAUCAGAACACAGGACCACAUCAUACCUUCAAUCAAAUCAAGUCAUCUGAUACUGGGGAGUACUACUGCGAGGCCCAGAAUGAGUUGGGGACAGACAGGCCUGAGUCUAUCAACAUGGAUGUGAAAUAUGGCCCAAAGAACACCUCAGUGUCAGUUAGUCCCUCUGGUGAAGUAGUGGAGGGCAGUUCAGUGACUCUGACCUGCAGCAGUGAUGCCAACCCACCUGUGGACAAAUACACCUGGUACAAGAAGAAUGGAGGUCACUAUCAGAGUAUCUCCAAUCAGAACACAGGACCACAUCAUACCUUCAAUCAAAUCAAGUCAUCUGAUACUGGGGAGUACUACUGCGAGGCCCAGAAUGAGUUGGGGACAGACAGCCCUGAGUCUAUCAACAUGGAUGUGAAAUAUGGCCCAAAGAACACCUCAGUGUCAGUCAGUCCCUCUGGUGAAAUAGUGGAGGGCAGUUCAGUGACUCUGACCUGCAGCAGUGAUGCCAACCCACCUGUGGACAAAUACACCUGGUACAAGAAGAACUUAACCUCACCAAAAGCAUCAGGACAGAGUUACAGCAUCACUAACAUCAUCUCUGAGGACAGAGGAGACUAUUACUGUGAGGCCCAGAAUGGAAGAGGAUCUAUGAACUCUACAGCUCUGAUGAUCAUUGUAGCAGGGAAACAGACCUCAGUUCUGACUGCAGCUGUAGGAAUCAUAGUGGUUGUUCUGGUUCUCAUCCUCUGUCUCUCUGGACUCAUGUGGUUCAGGAAGAAGGCCUCCAAACCCACCUCCAACACAGGAGACACAUCAGAAAAUGAACAGGUGAGUCUGUUGGAAUCAGAAGGUGACUAUGAUGACUGUGUAUUGCUCUGUGGAACAUUUCCACUCCGCAUGUUGUCUGUCCUCUCUCUCCAUCAGGGAGACUCUAGUCCAGUGUAUGACAACAUCUCAGGCAUGGCCAUGACCCCUACUGCAGCACAGACAGUGGCCACAGAUGACCAGGAUGACAUUCACUAUGCCAGCGUCCCCUUCCAGGAAGUCCUUCUGUACUCGACCGUCCAACAGUCUCAAGCCCAGGAACAGGACGAGGAUAUCCAGUACGCUACUCUGAAAUUCAACCUCCUGAGUGAUGCCACCUGCCCCACAGCAGCAGACCCUGGUGCUGCUGAGGAGGACUCCUCUGUUCUCUACAGCACAGUCAACAAAUCCAGAACCAAGAAGACCUGAGCAUUACAAUACCAGAACCAAGUAGACCUGAACACAAGAAACCCAGAACAAAGUGAACUUGAACACAACAAACCCAGAACAAAGUGAACUUGAACACAACAAACCCAGAACAAAGUGGACCUGAACACAACAAACCCAGUACAAAGUGGACCUGAACACAACAAACCCAGAACAAAGUGGACCUGAACACAACAAACCCAGAACAAAGUGGACCUGACCACAACAAACCCACAACCAAGAGGACCUGACCACAACAAACCCAGAACAAAGUGGACCUGAACACAACAAACCCAGAACCAAGAAGACCUGAACACAACAAACGCAGAAAGAAGAAGACCUGAACAGAACAAGUUUGACAAUAACCUUGUGUAUCUGGACCUGUAUAUCUAAACUAAGUGAUAUAAUGCCUGUGGAGGUGUGGAAUAUUGACCAUUAUAAACUGGGUGGUUUGAGCUCUGAAUGCUGAUUGGCUGAAAGGUGUGGUAUAACAUGGGUAUGACAGAAAAUGACUAUUUACUGGUCUAAUUACGUUGGUCACCAGUUUAUAGAAGCAAUAAAGUAUUUUUCUCUUCUGAAAUGCUGUUUCAGCCAAUCAGCAUCGAAAAAAACACAUUUCCCAGUUUAUAAUAGUAUAUAAUAAUAUACGCCAUCUACCAGACACUUUUAUUCAAAUUCAUUCACUCAGUCAUUACAGUCAUUCCAGUCAUGUUUGACUACAUGUUUCAUAUGGAGAUCCCAGCAGAGGUCCCAUAUGGAGGUCCCAGCAGAGGUCCCAUAUGGAGGUCCCAGCAGAGGUCCCAUAUGGAGGUCCCAGCAGAGGUCCCAUAUGGAGGUCCCAGCAGGAAUGGAACCCAGGAGCCAUGCUGUAUAAACUGAGCCACACAGGACGACUCUAUUCAACCAAACAAAACAAUCACCAGACGUGUGAGAUAUGAAGUCUAACAACAAUAGAUAUUCUGUUUCUAUUAUUUGUAUUACUUCAUAUGGUCCUAUUAGAUGAUACGCAAAGUAUACGUUUGCUUAAUUUUUUUUUAGAUAUACAUACUUUUUUUAAGACAAAGUUCUGGCACAUUUUUGCCUCAAUGUCCAGGAAAGAGUUCUGCUUGAUGCAACGUUUCCAAUUGCUUUUAUCCAAUGUUUUUUGCUGUUGUAAACUACUGUGUGAGGUGUGACAUUUUGAAAAGCUUUCAAAAUCACGCCUCUUGUACUACACAGUAUAUGCUGUGACAUUUACAGUACAUUGGGUUUGUAUGGCAAUAGUGUUUUUUCAUCUUCAUCAUCAUCAUCAUCAUGUCUGUAAAAAAUAUACACAGACACUUUCAGAAGGAGCAAUGUCCAGCACCUAGACACACAACCAGUUACAUUAAAUAUUAUUCAUUGUCAUUUUUAAAACGCACAGACACAAUAUAACAUAACAUGGAUGUUUGGAGUUUGGAGGGUAAUUCAGUCAGAGAGGGCAUUCCAUUCCAGAACACAGAGAUGGAACAUUCUGGAAUGUUCUAUUAUUGAUAAUAAUACAUCUCACAGUUAACACAUUCAGACCAGGCAUUGAGAGUAAAGCUUGAUGUAAAGCCUUUAUAACAGUCCACCAUUUUGUCCAACUAGUAGUUAGAGAAUAUAAUGCAUCAUUGUUUAGUGAGAAUAAAAUACAUCAUUGUUUAGUGAGAAUAAAAUACAUCAUUGUUUAGUGAGAAUGGGAUGUCAUAUAGAAUGAGUGUUAUGGCCUCCAACAUGGCGUGGCUCUUAACCCCCUAACUGUUGUCUGACCUUCCCAGGUAGGUGUCUCUCUUUGGGGACAGAGAGGGCCUAGGGGUGGAUGGGAAAGUGGAUAUCCCAUGGAGAAGUACCUUUUACCCCCCUGACAGCCUCACUGAGUCUGUUUUUUUUGAUAGAGCUAGGGGGACGGGGCAGUGGGGGUCAAUAUGGGCGUCCCUUCUGUUAGGCCACACCCACAGGAAGUGUCACUAAAUGACAUUGUCGAACAGAUGCAUCCUGGACGGGAGGCAGGAAGGGACAAAAAGCACAAAGGAUAAGAAGCAGAAGUUAGAAGAAAACAUAGAAGUUUUAAACAGUAGAAUAGCAGAAGCAGGUUCUUAAAGUAACGGCCAAUGAAAUUCUCACUUUUAAAAGUUCAUAUUCUGUUAUCUCAUACCCAAAUAAAGCUGUUGACUUGUCCUAUA